UAGUGACGCUCAAACCAGGCAUAACUUUUGCAUACUUGGCAUCUCACCAUCAAAAGCGCCAGGCAUCACAGUAUCAUAUCGCACUGAUAUGAUAAAGUGCAACAAAACAUCUCAAGAAUAUAGAGAAAUGUGAAAAAUAGAAGACAAUUUCUCGAGAUAAGAAUCCAACAGAUUCUUUUCUGUCCAUUGUGAUUUCGCCGAUCGACAACUGCAGGAGCUAUUGAGUAGUGGGUCCGCACUAGUGCCUCGUCGCUUUAUCAUGGCAGGAUCGGAAAGGCUGGCAGACGUCUUGGAGAGGGAACUGCAGAAGGAGAGCGGUGUCCUGCGCGGGGCGUCCUUGGUGACCGCCACACCACACACGUGGCACCUCCUUCUGCGGGACCCUUUCUUUGGCAGCAAGAUGACGCUGUUCCACGACGAAAAGGAAAACUAUAUUCUCCACGUAUGCUGCAAGAAGAAAAAAUAUCCUUAUAUAAGUAAUAAAAGGAAUGCUAACGUGGUCAAGCUGAGAAAUGAUUGCUUUAGUAGGAUCAAAGAAAUCAUGGCGCAGGUGGCGAUCGGGGAGGCGUUUGUAACAGCAACUAAAACCUCGACUUGGCUGCAAUUGCGGUGCAUGAUCGUUAAUGUCUGCUUGAUGCUUCAUUUCCCGGUGCACAAAAAUUCGUUGGUGGCAACCUGUCCUCAUCGCUUCAGGAAGAAAAGGAAGCUCGGUGAGGUUUCCAGUUCAGUCACCUAUUUCACGGCGUCAGGUGGAGUAUCGCAUCUCUGCAAAAAGGCGGAAAUACCAACGGAAAAGGGAUUAAACGCUGGGACUUCCUAUACCUUCAUUCACCACGAUAAUGAUGAAAUGGCCAAGGCGCUUCUGAGGAAAGUUGACGAAAGAGUGAAACAGACAGUAAGGAGGAAUGCAGAGGUCGUCCGAGUCUUCUCCGAGCGCCUGCAGACGACCUUCCCCGCGGGGGGCGUCCUCGCCGGCGCUGACGUCAUGCACUCCGGCAGCGCCUACGAGGGCCUGACGGUGAAGCCCAAGACGGACUUCGACGUGAUCGUGGUCCUCGCCCUACAGUGCCUGGAGGCCGGCUUCGAGGUGAUUCGCGAUGAAAGUUCGUUCUUUAGGAUAAAAGCAAGGAGUGGUUUCGUCCAAGCUGAGCACCUCCAGAGUCUUCUAUUUAAGGAACUAACCGAGUGCGUUAACAAGACGAAAGUGAGCGGAACGACAAUCAGGUGUCGAGAAGGUCUGGCUUCUCUCGGACGUCGAGAUCGAAACGGAGUUCGACAAGAUCUCGGUCGAUUUGUCCCCACAGAUCCCAGUUCGAACAUGGGGGAGGUGCCCAGAUCUGGUCAGCCUCGGCAGCCUCCCUCGUUGUCUCCGGCGCUACAUCGACGAGCUGAACAGGAACAAAUCUCCGGUGAUGUUCUUCAGCCCAGCUGUUCCCGGACACCAUAGAAACCGCGCCGAACUGUGCAACGUGUCUUUUUCAAUGCUGGAGAAGGAGUUUCUUCGGAAGAAUGUAACACUCCGCGACAUGGUGCGACUCGCCAAAGCCACGGCCGUGUGUCAGGAAUGGAAGGAGGAGUUCGGCCUCAAGUCGUUUCACAUCAAGCGAGUCGCGAUCAAGCAUUCGGACAAGUUGGAAGGCUUGGCGUUGUGGACCGGCUAUAAGCAGCUCCUAGGCAGCCUGUUGGAAGAACUCGCCAGCACGAACACGUUUGAUGGCUUUUUCAUCAGGAACCAAGUCAUCUACAAGAAGAAACCAGAGAAAGUUGACAUGUUAAAGGAAGAAAUCGGAAAGCUAUCGGUGGAGUUCAAGGGAGUUGAUGUCCAAGUGGCUACAGUAUGCAAAUUAACCGUGAAGGAACAGAGCCUCAGACAGAAUACAGGAACCGCAACCUAUAUAUCCGUGUGUGGAGAAAGGAAGGUUACAGAGGGGGUGGCAUUAGUAGGGGGAAAGAUUGGAUUUUCUAAUGUUUUUGCUAUGUUUUUUAACAAGAGUAUGGACUGAUACUGAUUUUAUGAAAAAAAAAGAAGAUUACUCGGUUUACCUUACUGAACUAAAGGGAGGGGCGGGUGCAAGGAAGAAGCAAUGCCUGGAUAGAUAUGUGAAACACAUCUGUAAUAUUCAGAUGAAUGGUUUUCAUUAAAAGAAGUCAGAAAAUGGUUUAACUUGAA
Molecule: messenger RNA, 2170 nt
Organism: Penaeus monodon (black tiger shrimp)
Lineage: Eukaryota; Metazoa; Arthropoda; Malacostraca; Decapoda; Penaeidae
Exons: 13
Coding region: 260-1447 (395 amino acids)
Source: RefSeq, a predicted model, not a curated record